GGCCCUAGUUGGAGCGUGGGGCGCGUGCGUUCCUCGUGCCUCAAUAACCCUGUCGAAAUGGAUAUACAUGCGUUGCCUGAAACAGGGCAUGAUUCAGAAGUUCUCCCUGAAAAUAAUGUGGAAGAGCAUGAUGAACCAUUUGACAACCACAGAGCUCAAGCACAUCCAGAGGACCCUGCACUGUCACCAGGUUUAACAAAGAGAUCUCCAACAAUUGAAGACAACCCGAGCCUGAGGGUUCCGUUCAACCGUGGCUGGCGGCGCGAGGUAGUUCAGCGAGCGUGCACCGACGAGCAGCGGCCCGGCCAGAUCCGCGCCGAUGCUUACUACUUCUCCCCCCGCGGCAAGAAGCUGCGGUCCAUCAAGGAGGUCGAUGCGUACCUGAAGAAGACGGGUUCGAGCCUGGCCCUGGGAUGUUUUUCGUUCAGCCGCCAUCUUCUGGGCGUCGGACGGCCGCUCGAGCAGCUGCGCAAGGCGCGACCGGUGGUACCGACCGGCAGCCCCCAUCCUGCGGGCGAGAAGGCCGCCGCCCCCGCCGGCAAGGUGCCAAGGAAGAACCAUACCAUCACAAUUGGGUCGGCUUCAUCUGUGAUCAAGAUUCCAUCCGCUCCAGUGUCACAGUCACUGCGAGUUCCAUAUUCCAUCCGCUCCAGCGUCACAUCCAACUAA
Molecule: messenger RNA, 669 nt
Organism: Pollicipes pollicipes
Lineage: Eukaryota; Metazoa; Arthropoda; Thecostraca; Pollicipedomorpha; Pollicipedidae
Exons: 7
Coding region: 58-669 (203 amino acids)
Molecular function (GO): DNA binding
Source: RefSeq, a predicted model, not a curated record